AACAACAACAACAGCCAGCAGCAGCAAGGAGAGGCGGGCCUGAUGGGUGCUCAUGCGCAGUAUAUCAAAGGCGUCGGAGAGGCAACCAUUGGCAGUAUCAGCGGCUCGCAAGCCUGGUCCGCAUCGGGAGCACAGGAUAAAGCAGCCGCCCUCGAAGCCCUGAAAAAGGCCGGUGAAAAGAGGGAUCCCAACCAGGGAUAUGGAAAGGCCGAAGAGUGGGCUGGAAAGUUGACUGGGUGCGAGGGUAUGCAGAAGGAGGGCGCGGCAAGUUCGCAUAAGAGGAACGACUGA
Trichoderma harzianum CBS 226.95 is the source of this 291-nucleotide messenger RNA. RefSeq lists its product as hypothetical. NCBI's taxonomy places the organism in Eukaryota, Fungi, Ascomycota, Sordariomycetes, Hypocreales, Hypocreaceae. The annotation marks the transcript as partial. The record is from RefSeq and is a predicted model, not a curated record. The transcript is spliced from 2 exons.